Messenger RNA from Paramecium tetraurelia, 1150 nucleotides. RefSeq lists its product as uncharacterized. The transcript is spliced from 3 exons. The record is from RefSeq and is a predicted model, not a curated record. NCBI's taxonomy places the organism in Eukaryota, Ciliophora, Oligohymenophorea, Peniculida, Parameciidae.
UUCAGAACUGAAAGAUUAAUUUGAGAAAAAGGAAAUUUUUAUAUAACACUUGUUAUUAAAAUUCGUUCAAAAUCCAGUUGAGGAAUAAAUUGAUAUAUUAAAUAAAGAACUUAAAUAAUUAGAUAAUAAUAAGAAUCUUACAAAUAAUUAAAAAUAGUAUCUUUUAACAUUAAUAUUAAUAAUAACUAAUUACAAAAUUAAAAGAUUAUGGCAAAACUAAAUCCAAUCCCUCAUGUGAAUUAGAAUAUUGAUGUCUCAAAUCCUGAAUUGGCACUUUUUACAAAAUCUAGAAUUAUUAGUAACAAGUAAAAAAUAUUCCUUUGGAUUUGAUUCAAUAAUUGGAUAUUAUGGCUAAGAUUAAUCUUGUUUAAAAAUAAGAAAUACAAAUCUUGAUUAUGAUAAAAUUGUUAAUGAUUAACAAUUAUUGUAAUAACAUUUAUUAGAAUUUAAGUAAAAGCUAUCAAGUUCACUCAAUAUUUCAACUGAUUAAAUUGAAAUUUUAGGAGUAUCAAAGGGUAACUUUGAAAUUAGCUUUAAUAUUUUAGGAAAUGAUAUGAAAUCGAUUUCAUAAUAGAUUUAAAAUAAUCCAGAAGCAAAGAAAUUCUUAAAUGAGUAUUGUAAUGGAAAUGUAGAAUAUGUAGCAUACUUUGAUCAAGCAAAUAUCUAAUCAAAGGGAGUCACUCUUUCUUUUGAUGAUUUUAAAUCCUUCACACAAUAUGAGUUUGGAUAAUUAUCAAGAAAAAAAGAAUAGAGAGGGCCUCCUUAUCAUAGAUAUGAUUAUUAUUUUCCAAUAGGUUGUUAUGGAUUUGGGUUAAAUGUAGAAAAGUAAGUAAAAUAAUAUGGAAAUGAUUGGUUAAAAACGGAUGGUAAUCCUAAUGAAUGGAGAAUUAUGUAUUAUGGUACCAAGUAAGCUGCUGUUAAUCAAAUUUUGAGAAAUAAUUUAAUUGCAGGUGGAGCAUAAGAUUACUAAAAUACUGAAUGUAUUGAUGAAUUUGGAAAUAAAGUUAAAGUAGGACGUGGAAUUUAUUUUUCUGAUAGAUUAUCAGUUUCCAAAGGAUAUAAAAACCCUGUUUAGACAGGAAAUAAGAAAUUUAGUGUUUAUUUCAUGUCUAGGGUAAAUCCCAGAAAAUUAGAUAAAGUGAGAGCGUGA